This is a messenger RNA of Chrysochloris asiatica (Cape golden mole), 516 nucleotides long. RefSeq names its product cytochrome c oxidase subunit 4 isoform 2, mitochondrial-like. The record is from RefSeq and is a predicted model, not a curated record. NCBI's taxonomy places the organism in Eukaryota, Metazoa, Chordata, Mammalia, Afrosoricida, Chrysochloridae. The coding region runs from base 1 to 516 and encodes 171 amino acids. The transcript is spliced from 4 exons. Gene Ontology annotation, biological process: mitochondrial electron transport, cytochrome c to oxygen.
AUGUUCUCUAGACCUACCUGGAGUCUGGUGCUGAGAAAAGGAGGACUCGAAAUACGAGGGAUACACAGCCCCGGAGGCACUGCCCCAAGUGAGAGGAAGAUGCCCCCGUACACCAGCUACCACGCCCAACGCUCCUACCCGAUGCCAGACGAGCCCUUCUGCACAGAGCUCAGCGCUGAACAGCUAGACCUGAAGGAGAAGGAGAAGGGCUGCUGGACCCAGCUGACUCAUGCCGAGAAGGUGGCCCUAUACCGGCUCCAGUUCCAUGAGACCUUCGCAGAGAUGAACCGUCGCUCCAACGAGUGGAAGACAGUGAUGGGCGGAGUCUUUUUCUUCUUUGGAUUCACAGCUCUGUUGAUGUGGUGGCAGCGGGUCUAUGUGUUCCCCAAGAAGCCCAUCACCCUGAUGGAUGAAUGGAAGGCCCAGCAGCUCCAGCGCAUCCUGGAUAUGAAGGGCAACCCUGUGCAAGGCCUGGCUGCCCGCUGGGACUACGACAAGAAGGAGUGGAAGAAGUGA